GAACAUCACGAAAUAUAAAGAUAUAUCAGAUUUUCGUCGCGUGCUUAGCGCCAUGUACGAAUCAUCCAACUGGGAGAUCUUCGAGUGAGGAUCCUCGUCGAUCUGCCGAAGCGGUGGUGGGCCGGUCGCGUCGAUCGAUCGAUCACGAUCGAAUCAACGUGGUGGGGUGAUCUAUUUGAGGAGGCGACGACGCCGUGCAACGAGAAGUCAGUCAGCUAGCUGACUCGUCAGGCGAGCACGAAGUUCCUCGUUCAAGCUCGAGCGGGAUGGCGACGGAUGAUCCCCUUCGCCGGGAACCCCUGAUGUCGGUUGAGUUCGAGGUUUUCGGAAAGGUGCAGGGUGUGUACUUCCCGAAAUAUGUGAGAGAUAUAUGCCUACAACUGGGGAUUUGCGGUUGGGUGAAAAACAGUAAAACCGGCACGAUCCUCGGGAAAAUGCAAGGACCUCGGGCGCUCGUCGAUCAGAUGGCACAGUGGUUAACCUCGGUGGGGAGUCCGGGUAGCGAGAUACAUCAUUGCGAGUUCACGAACUGGGAAACUGUCACGAAGCAGCAGUAUCAAGGCUUCGCGAUCCGCUUCUGAGGGUAUACAUCGCAUAGUUGAGUGUACGUUUACUUCGUUAGCUCAGCUCUAACGCGCGCGAUAAUUCUUCCCCUACACUGAGAGAGCUCGAGAUUCCGUAAUACAAUCGAGAGAACGAUUACCAUGAUUUCGCUCGGAUGCAUUUUCUCUCUCUCUCUCUCUCUCUCUCUCAGUGUAUCUUGUUUCGCAUUAAUAUAUCGUUGGUUUCCGCAUGUGACUUAAGACACGAAGCAGUAAUGUAAUAUAUAUUUAACGUAUUUUUAAUAAAUUAUUUAUAAGCUAAA
This is a messenger RNA of Dinoponera quadriceps, 865 nucleotides long. Its product is annotated as acylphosphatase-2. The record is from RefSeq and is a predicted model, not a curated record. The transcript is spliced from 4 exons. Gene Ontology annotation, molecular function: acylphosphatase activity. NCBI's taxonomy places the organism in Eukaryota, Metazoa, Arthropoda, Insecta, Hymenoptera, Formicidae. The coding region runs from base 267 to 581 and encodes 104 amino acids.